Fraxinus pennsylvanica is the source of this 2136-nucleotide messenger RNA. NCBI's taxonomy places the organism in Eukaryota, Viridiplantae, Streptophyta, Magnoliopsida, Lamiales, Oleaceae. The record is from the annotation of a GenBank genome assembly.
AUGGAAUCCACCUCAGAUAAGUUAUGGCCUUUGGAUAUGAUGGCCUCGAUCCUAAAGGGCGUAAAAUUCCAGCAGUCCAACGGGUCGGCGGAGGUAGCAGGGCAGCCGGCGGUGUUGACGAAGUUGAUGGAGAAUAGGGACCUGAUGAUGGUCUUAACCACUUCUGUGGCUGUGCUGAUCGGAUGCGUUGUGGUGUUAGUCUGGCGGCGGGUUGCAGGAUCAGCUACGAAGAAGGCGGUGGAGCCGCCUAAAGUGGUAGUGCCAAAGGCGGUGAUGGAGCCAGAGGAAGCUGACGAUGGAAAGAAGAAGGUCACUAUCUUCUUCGGAACUCAGACUGGUACCGCAGAAGGCUUUGCCAAGGAACUCGCUGAGGAAGGUAAAGCUAGAUAUGACAAGGCUAUAUUUAAAGUAAUUGAUUUGGAUGAUUAUGCAGCAGAUGAUGAGGAGUACGGGGAGAAGUUAAAGAAAGAAAGUUUGGCAUUCUUCUUCUUAGCCACAUAUGGAGAUGGUGAGCCUACUGACAAUGCAGCGAGGUUCUAUAAGUGGUUUGCAGAGGGAGAAGGGAGAGGAGACUGGCUCAAGAACCUUAAUUAUGGAGUAUUUGGCCUUGGAAACAGACAAUACGAGCAUUUCAACAAGAUUGCUAAAGUCGUGGAUGAGCUUGUCGCUGAACAAGGUGGGAGACAACUUGUCCCAGUGGGUCUUGGAGAUGAUGAUCAAUGCAUUGAAGAUGACUUUGCUGCAUGGCGUGAGUUAUUGUGGCCUGAGUUGGAUUUUUUUCUCCGUGAUGAGGAUGAUGCAACUGUUAAUACUCCAUACACUGCUGCUGUCCCAGAAUAUCGUGUUGUUUUUCAUGAUCGCCCAGAUGCGUCAAUUCUGAAGAAUGGAUCAAUUCAUGUCAAUGGUCAUACCAUUUAUGAUGUUCAACAUCCUUGCAGAGCUAAUGUGGCUGCGAAGAAGGAGCUUCACACUACAGCAUCCGAUCGUUCUUGCACUCAUUUGGAAUUUGAUAUUUCUGGCACUGGACUUGCGUAUGAAACCGGGGACCAUGUUGGUGUCUACUGCGAGAAUUUGAUCGAAACCGUGAUGGAGGCAGAAAGGUUACUAAAUUUGUCCCCUGAUACUUACUUCUCCAUUCACACUGAUAAAGAGGAUGGCACCCCACUCAGCGGAAGCUCCUUACUACCUCCCUUCCCACCUUGCACGCUAAGAACUGCACUUGCUCAAUAUGCAGAUCUCUUGAGUUCUCCGAAAAAGUCUGCCUUAAUUGCUUUAGCGGCACAUGCUUCUGAUCCAAGUGAAGAAGAUCGACUAAGAUAUCUUGCAUCCCCUUCUGGAAAGGAUGAAUAUGCACAGUGGGUAGUUGCAAGUCAGAGAAGCCUGCUCGAGGUCAUGGCAGAAUUUCCAUCUGCCAAACCUUCACUUGGUGUCUUCUUCGCAGCCAUUGCGCCACGUCUGCAGCCUAGAUAUUAUUCUAUCUCAUCCUCCCCAAAGAUAGCACCCUCUAGGAUUCAUGUAACUUGUGCACUGGUCUACGAGAAAACACCUGUUGGAAGAAUUCAUAAGGGUGUCUGCUCAACGUGGAUGAAGAAUGCUGUUUCUUUGGAGGAAAGCGUAGACUGCAGUUGGGCGCCCAUUUUUGUUAGGCAAUCUAACUUCAAACUCCCGGCUGAUCCUAAAGUGCCAAUCAUAAUGAUCGGCCCUGGUACGGGCUUGGCUCCAUUUAGGGGUUUCCUUCAGGAAAGAUUAGCCCUUCUCGAAUCAGGAGUAGAGCUUGGUCCUGCUAUAUUAUUUUUCGGCUGCAGAAACCGUAAAAUGGACUUCAUUUAUGAGGAAGAAUUGAGUAAGUAUGUUGAAGCUGGUGUAAUUUCCGAGCUAGUGAUAGCUUUCUCACGUGAAGGACCAGCUAAGGAAUAUGUGCAGCAUAAGAUGACGGAAAAGGCUUCAGAUAUCUGGAACAUGAUUUCCGAGGGAGGUUACUUAUAUGUCUGCGGUGAUGCCAAAGGAAUGGCCCGGGAUGUUCACCGAACUCUUCACACUAUUAUGCAAGAGAAGGGAUCUCUGGACACCUCUAAAUCUGAGAGCAUGGUAAAGAAUCUGCAAACAACUGGACGGUAUCUGCGUGAUGUAUGGUGA